Molecule: messenger RNA, 7661 nt
Organism: Brassicogethes aeneus
Lineage: Eukaryota; Metazoa; Arthropoda; Insecta; Coleoptera; Nitidulidae
Source: the annotation of a GenBank genome assembly
AUUUAUUUUUAACCCGAAAUGCGUGAAUGUUAGGUUUCGAAUUAGGUGGGAGAUUCGAGUUUGUAUUAAAGGAGUUAUUUGGGGAAUGCAUUGACAGUAACAAAAAGACUUUAAUACGUGUUCAAAUAAAAUAGAAUUAGUUUUUAGAAAUAAUUUUUAGUUUAGUUUUUUUACUAAGUAUUUUAUUAAAAGAAUUCCUGAAGCCGACAAAGGCGAAGCUUCCUGCAGUAAACUAAAUACUGAUAAAGAUACAAAACAAAACAAAUCCAAGAUGUCGGAUAUGCAAGUAGCCACUGUUACUGGAAAUGUCAGCAAAGAAAUUGAGAAGGAGGUGUCUGAAGAAACUACACUUUCAGAGAUGUCGAAAGAUCUCGGCCACACGAAAAUAGCGGAGGCAUCAGCGAAGUUCGAGCAAAACAAAUCACUGUCGAUCACCGAAGAGAACAAAUCGCAUCAAUCGGAAUCGAGCAGGACUGUCCUGCAAUCCGUUUCGCAGGAAGUGUCCGCCAAUCGACAGGAACCCCUAACGACUGAAGCGCCAUCUCAAACCGCAAUUGAAACUAAAUCAUCAAACCUAAGCAAAAUUUACAAACCGUUGGAACCAAUGAAACCGCUGGAACCUGUGAAACCAUUCGAAAAACUUGAACCUGUUAAGGCGUUCGAACCUUUAAAACCCUUCGAGCCAUUGCAACCUUUUGAGCCUCCAAAAAGUUUUGACCUGGCUAGAAAGUUGGAAAACACGAAAAUCAGUGAUGAUGAGAAGAUAUCAAAUGGUAAUGCAAUAAUGGUAGAAAAUGAAAAUGAUACAAAUGAUAGCGAAUUAUCUCAAAUAAUGACCAACAAGACUGUAGAGAAACAUAUCAGUAGAAGUGUUACACCCACCAUAAUUCUUACAGAAACAUCGAAUCCAGUUAGUGAGUCAGUUUUAUAUGAACCUCCAGAAAUUCAAGGUAAAGCAUGUCCAAGUGAAGUACCAUCAUCGUUACAAAAUACACACAUAUCUUCUGGACACUUACAUAACGUAUCAUCGAUGCCAUCAUCAUUUCAAACUACAUAUGCACCUUCUAUGCCAUCACCACUACAACAUACUUACACACCAAUGAAUCAUGAAGUAUCGUCUUUUGGAAAUGCAAAGAAUACUUCUUACACGACACCCUUAAAUAAUAACUGGUACAACACGCAACCAACAGGUUAUAAACCUGUUGCUUCUGUAAACACGUAUCAACCUGUUGCUUCUCCAUACUCAAAUUCCCAGUAUAAUUCGUUAGAUCGAUACCCAAGCUACGCCACUGGAAGUAGAGAAAAUAAGGCUGAAAUCAAGGAGGAAAACAUCAAGAACACCUUGAAGGAAAUAAUAUCAGACUUGGAUACAUACGCUGAGAGGGAUAAGGAGUUGAAAGAGAGUUUUCACAAUGAAAAUGGUAACUCAACAUAUUCAUCCACAUUGCAGGCAAAUCCACCUAGUAGUGGAGGUUGGGUACCUAGAUUACCUUCUAUGUUUAACUCUGAACCCAGACCUAGACCAAUGUCGUGUCCUGAAAGUACAUUCAACAAUUUAGACUUCUCACAGGUGACAUCAGAAAUCACCUCUAAAUUUGGGACUAUGGAAGAACAGGUGAAGCAAAGUUCUUCGUACUCCGUGAGAGAAGAAAGUUACAGUUCAAGUAAAAGUGUCAGCAGCAAAUUUUUGCCAUCUUCCGUACCAUCGACUCCAACGGGGUCAUGGCCGCCUUCCCGCGGAGGCGGUCUGCAAAAAUCCCAAAGCAUCACCGAGGUCAUCGAGUCAAACAGGUGCUUCAAGCCCUCAGACAGGAAAGAUCCUAGCAAAAAGCAGUUCUUGACCAGUUUGACCCAGAAGGUGUUCAAAAUAGGAUUGAUGUUUGCAUCUUCGGCAUUCUACGACAAAGGCUUCCAUCCCACCGUUGAGGACCAAGUUGAACUGGCAAAAAGAAUUUCCAGUUCACUGAGUGAUAUUAGCAACAAAAGAGCUGAAUUGUUUGCAAAAAGACGCAAAAGAUCAGAAAAGUGGAUUGUGGGUGAAACUAACGGCACACGUGCUCAGAAUAUUCCUGAUAUUGCACCACUACCAACACCGAUAUUGUCACCAUUACCACCGUUGGGUAAUCUACCGACACCAAGUUAUUUACCGGAGACCGCCCAGAGGGUACAGCAUAAAGCAAAUUUAGACGAGAUACAGACCGGCUCGGUGGACGGCGCGUUCGUUGAGGAGCCGCAGUGGCCUACCAGAGGCAACCUGGUGGCGCCCGCAGUGAACUCCUACGAAGCGGCACUCAAAAGCGACACGCUGGCGUCGUGGACGGGCCCCAAGACGAACGGGCACGACAAGGUGUUCGCGCACAACCCCGCCUACAACAGCAACUCCAUCAACAGGAUCGUGGACAACCUGCAGAAAGGGGUCACCAAUGUGGACGUCAUCAAUCUAGCGAUAUCUAACAUCAUCAAAGCUCAUCUCCCGCAAAAAGAAGAACGCCCCACCUCCCCUUUUCCCAAUAUCCCUGACAUAACCACAAACCCCGACAUAUUGAACGAAACCAAAACCGACAAUAAAGUUAUCCGACCUGUUACGCCAUCAUUCUUGGAACCCAAAGUUGACCUUAAAAAGCAGCAAGAAGAGCUGUUGGCUCAAAAAAGAGCCGAGAGAGCUAGCUCUCCUUUUCCCAUCAUACCUGAUGUUCAGUUGGAGGGCGAGGUUUUGGAAGGUGAUGUGGAAAGGUUUCAAAAGAACAAAAAAAUUGAGUCUGCCAUAAGACCUUCCUCACCCUUUCCGGCUAUUGCAGAUAUAAAAUUGAACCCCGAAUUGGUUGAGCAAGAUGUUGUUACCCUCAGAACAAGUCCAGUACCUUUUCGCAUACCAUCAGUGGUACCUUUCGAUGAUGAUGAUGAAAAAAAAGAUUUAAAACCCAAAGACGACACUGACGAAAAAAUACCGUUUCCAACCAUACCAAAUAUAUCGAAAUACCUAAAAUCACCUUCAGAAUCAAACCUAUUCAAACCAAUACCGAACAAAAUGUUCGAGCCUGUGACUCUGGAAAAGAAGUACGAUAUGAAAACACCGUUAGAUAACUACGUAACACAGCCGAUAAAGCCUGAAUUUAACUACGCAAUAGCAGAUCAUAAAGUGGUGGAAAACGCAUUCUCAAGUUCAACCCAACAAAACUUGAGAACCCUGCAAUCAGAAAUAUUCGAAAGCCAAGGCCAUUUCAACGCAUCCAGAGCGCUAUCGCCAAGAAUAUUCGUGCCUAAAGACCACCUGGAGGAUUACGAUAAACCCAAAAAAGAACCCGAUGAACCAAAAGAACCAAAACAACUUAUUGUAGUCGAAAAACACGACCCUAAAGAUCCAAAAUUCGAGGAGCAAAUGAAGCAACUGAUUCUGUCCAGUAAAGAAAAAGUUGAUGUGUUGAUGCAUCAAAAAGGUUGCUUCACAGAGUUUGCAGACAUUAAAGACGCAUACAGACAAGUAGAUUCGCACUAUGUUAAAAAAGGCAACCUAGUUACGCAGGAAGACAAUGAGAUUAAUAGUAUUUUAAGGGAUAUGAAAAAAGUCAGAGAGGGUAUUGAUGUUAAAAGCGAGGAACUGCAAGAAAUGUCAUCUUUGAUUGUUGCUAGUGAACGAAAAGAGAUUUUUACCCCUCCAGUGGAGUUUCAAGGCGUACAAGAAGAAAAAAUGGAGGAAAAAUACGAAGAAAUCAUGGAACAAGUGGAAAUGACUUGCAAUAUAGUUGAAUCAUUAAAAACUGAUGUAAAUCAAGAAUCUAAAUGGGAAAAAAUAGAGCAAAGUUAUGAAACUAUAAAAGAAGAUUUACAACAGUUGGUUGAAGCCAACAUUGAACAAAAAACAUCACCAGAAAAAUCCCCAGAGAAAUCACCAGAAAAGGAACAAUACUCAGAAAAAGAAGAAUCCCUCACUAAAGUAACAGCAAAACCAAACAUCAGAAGACAGCAAGGAAUAAUGAUGGAAAGUAUUGAACAAAAAACUACGCCAGAAGAAUCCCCAGAAAAAGAAGAAUCCCUCACUAAAAUAACAGUGAAACCGAACAACAGAAGACAGCAGGGAAUAAUGAUGGAAAUAGAACCGAAAAUAUGUAAGAAAGCCCCAGAGAAUAUCAUAGGCGCUAGGCCUUUAUUUGGGCAAACCGACAUAAACAGCGAAUUUAAAAAAGCGCUUGUAGGUCGUCAAAAGUCAAUACAAGGUAAACGGUCAAGAGAGGUAAAUAAAAACGUGGAACACACCCCAGGGCCUGAGCCAAGAAUAAAAAUAGAAAAAACUGAAAGUGGAAGCAAUGAAGAGUUCACGAAGGAUUCGAAAUUAUCAACUCAGUAUCAAACGAACGAGACUGCUCAUGUGGAAAUAUUCAGGCCGAAUGACAAUGAAGAGAUUGAGAAAAUUUACUAUCAACAGGAAAGGGAAUAUCACAUCGAUUUUCAACGGGUUGAAGAGGAAUACAUAAUGCCUGAUGGUUCGAUUGUGAGGAAUUAUGUGCCGCUGAACUUUAGCGAGCACGAUAUACCGGAAAUAAUGGCUCGGCAGCUUCCAGAAGCUCUCGAUCAAAACCAAAUAAUGCAGAGUUUGUCUCAGUAUCAAAUGAGCAUGCCUGAGCCAACUGUGAAGCAAGAUAAGAAGGAGAGUUUGGGAAGGAAUGAACCAUAUCAGAAGGUGCAGAAAAAUGACUCAAAUACAUCUGAAGAUGAAGAAGAGUACAAGAAAAUACCUGUGAAAAACUUAAUCAAAAAUUUCGAGCAGUGCUCGAUGCCAGCAAUGAAGUACAAACAGGUGCGCGAAAAUCUGCCAGACGUGGUUGAAAAAAUAAACCCCAAAAUGAAAGAAAACAUCACGUUUUCUGUGGAACAAUACCAGCAAAAAUCACUUCAAGCCCAAAAGCAAGAAAUAAUGCUGCAAAAAGCAGAAAAGGACUUCGAUAAUUUGUUCUACGUUGCGAACUCAAAAGUCGAGAGCAAUUAUAGUGAAGCAAGUCAAAGCAGUAACAGCAUAACUCGGUCCGAAAAUAGUUCAUUUUGCACUUAUCCUUCUAAACCUUUAAUCCAAGCUUAUCCUUCAGCUUUUCAACCUGUGCAAAAAAACAACACGCAGCCGAUAGUGCAAGGCAAGCUUUUCUACUCGAACACUCUCCCAAGAAGCAAACCAAAAGCACCCCUAUCUCCAAGCUACAGGCCGGAUGUUACCCCACCAAUCUUCGUACCUAAAGAGAGCACCACACCUGUAUCUUCUCACAUACACCCAUCGUACAACGCCCAGCAAAGCUCCAUGCCCGAACCAUCGUACCAUGGUACCAGCCCGGUACCAGAACCGUACUACACAUCGCAAAACCCCCCCGUUCCUCCCACCAGGAUCAACUUUAAUUGCAUGCAGAAUUACAACACAGCCGCUAGAGGCUGGGGACAGAGCAAAACCUACAAACCUGUUACUUUUGAUAACCCAUAUUCGGAUUUUUAGUUGAAACGACAAAACGAUUUUUAUUUGAAUUUUAUAAAUUCUGCGAUGUUUUUAAUUUGUUUUGAGACGCCUCAUUCGUGUAAAAGUACUUUUCCUCUCAAUCCCUCCCUCAGGAUUGUAGAUUCGAGAUUGAUACGUAGAUUUGCUGUAUAUGUAUAUAAAUGAUAUCCACUAAUAUAGGUAGCAAUUUUUGUUUUUUGUCGCUAAAGCUGGGUAACAGUUUUUGGCCACCUCACGGAUUGAAUGCAGUUUUUUGAUUACACUAUGAUAGUUCGAUUUACUAACAUUGAGUACGCCCACCUAUAUUACCUAAUUUUGGGCUGCUCAUUUCAAAAAUGCCACUCGUUUUGCUCCAGGACGUCUAGGAUUCGAAAUAAUUGCCUAAUAAAAUGCUCUGCCCAAUUAUCUCAAAAUGUAAGUUUUUCGUUAAUAUUUUCGUUAUUUAUUAAAUUAUUUUGCCUUAAAUCUAUUUUGGAUGUUCAGUAUAUUUUUGACGUUUUUUGUCAAAUAUAUACAGGGACUCCAUACAAAGUCAUCGGUAGAUAAAAUGUCAAAUAGAAAUUUUGUUUGUUCCAUUGUAACCGUAUACUAUAGUAGUAGUAGUAGGGAUAUUUAAUAAAGCACUUUUCUGCAGAGAAGUGCUGUAUUAAAUACCAAAACUAAAAUUAUAAUGUUUUUUGGUAAAAAAAAAAUCAUUUUUUGAAAUUUUUGAGUCGUUUUUUAAUUACUAAUUACAUUGAAAAGGCAACAAAGUAAAUGGGUUUCGGUAUAAGCAUUACUCUUCGACUAUUAUUUGAUAUGUUUUUAUUCACAUCAUGCCCAAAGUACCCAAAAAUUUAAUCUCGAAUCUUAUUUAUUAAGUCUUAUCAAAAUUUAACAUCGAAUUUAAGUAUAAAGGCGCCUUUAUCUACUUUAUCGUUCAAUCACACUAAAGUGCAUCUAUUAAUUAUUGACAUUUAAAAUUUAAACUUUAAAUUGUAUUUUUACUUGAAAGUGAUUUUAAGAACCAAAAAUGAAAAAAGAGCAGGAAAUGGAAGUGGUAAUGGAAGUGGCAGAGAAAGAGAAAGGAGACGAACAUUUAUGUCGUCGUUGUAAAUUAGUUUUGUUUUUGUUGCGGUACCUUUACGCCCAAGAAAAACCAACGCAAUAUUUCAUUACAAAAUUUUAUGAGAUAUACCUACUACUUUAAUUUUGCAGGAAUAUUAAAUGGACUUGAUGUACGACAUUUAAUGAAAGAUCAAGCAUUCAAAAAUGCUCUCAAAGUUGACGAGCUUGUCGCAUAUGGCAGUGUUAAAGCUGUCAUUGAAAAUGUUCCUGGUUCAUAUCGGGCCUAAAAUUGGCGCCAAUUCAUUGAAAAAAUGCUUUCCGUUUUGCAAAGAAUUAGCGUUAAUAUGUCAUUUAAAAUAUAUUUUCUUUUUUGUAUUCCUGAUAAAUUUGCCGAACUGAUGAACAUAGAGAACGAUUUCACCAAGUAAUUGCAAAUCUAGAGCUUUGGUAGAUAUCUAUGGGUAUAGCGGAAAGAAGUUGGAUUCAUUGCUAGGAGACAUUUGCUGGAAUUUGCAGCAAAAGAUGUACGACGAUGAUGAGGACAAUAGCACAAUAAUACUAUAAUCCAAUUUGAUAUUGAUACGAUUUAAUAAAUUUAAGGUAGAAAAAAGCAAAAUUAUGCAAUGCAUUAAAUUUUAAGGGCUUAAUUUGGAUAAAAAAUACUAAAACUUGUUUACUUUGUUGCCCUUUCAAUUUAAUAAUUAAAAUAAACGACAAAAAAUGUCAAAUAAUGGUUGUUUUUUUUUACAUAAAAUACAUUAAAAUUUUAGUUUUAGUAUUCAAAAUGUCAUAUUGUUAAGAUAAAUAUGAUCUAUUUGCCGUAUACCAAUUACUUUAGUACAUUCAAGAUUGAUUGAGCAUUUUAUUACGAAAUUAUUUUAAAUCCUAGACAUCCUAGAGAAAAACAAAUUACAUUUUUGAAACCAGCAGCCCAAAAUUAGUUAAAUUAAGCUGGAGUACUUAAUGUUAGGAAAAAAAAGUUUGUAAAACUAUCAGUGUUAUAUUCUUGAAAUAAUAAUAUCUUGCCCCCCUUCACUAGAUUUCUGCUGCUUACACUUCAAGUAGUUUUAUUGUUAGCGUCCACACUGAACAGACGAAAUAUAUAGUUGAUGUUAUGUUAAUAAAAUGAUAAUAAAGU